UUUUUUUUUCUCUAAAAAAUUUCUCUCUCAUUCAUCCUUUUUUUCUACCUCAUUUCUUCUCUCGUAUUUAUAAAUCACUUUCAAGCGGCAAUUUAGAAGCCAGAUUCCGGUCGCUGCCUUUUUGAAACUUUAUUUUUAACUUUUUUUUUACCCUCCGUCUCUCUGUCUUUACCCCUUCUCUUCUUAAAUAUUACUUUUAACUGUUUUACCUUUUUACCGCUCAUUAUUUUAGCCAAACAACCCCAUUUCUUAAAAAAUUUGAAAAAUAUGGGGUCCCCUGUUUUAUCUCUCGGGGGAUUUAUUUUUUAUUUAUAAUAGAUAUUUUGUGCCGACGUGGCAUGCACCAAAAAAGGCGCAACAAUGAACACCAAAACGAUGCGCCUCCCUCCCCGUCGGGUUACCAUGCCCAACAACAAGCGAAAAGAAAGAGACAAUUUUGACCUCAAACACCUAACCCCUUCAGCCACAAAAUUACCCAAGCCGGCUGUCCCCUUAGCCGGUUCUGAAAAAGCCUCCCAACCGUUUCUCUCAAACCAGCUCCUAGCUGGAUACCUGGCCCACGAGUUCCUCACUUGUGGGACACUGUUCGGCCAACCGUGGGACCCGGCCCGACAGCAACAAACGGCCGCCGAAUCCGGGAGGGGAGUUAGAGAAGAUGCCGAGCCAAGCGAGAGAUCCGGAGCACGCGACCCCGAGCCAAAGCCGAGGGAGGCGAAGCAUCAAAGGUACGUGGAAGUGGCAAGCCUACUGAAGACAGAUGGGGCCCACAUACCGGGCAUUGUCAACCCGAGCCAGCUCGCUCGUUUCUUACAUAUGUGAGGUUGUUUUCUCACACGUGGAGACACCUCAUUGGGCAUCGUUUUCCUUCACAUUUAAAGCAGCAGACCAGAAAGAAAAAGAAUGAAAACGAUAAAAGGAAAAGAAAAACCUUUUCUGGAGAGCGUAUCUUAUCUUCUUCUCCGUCUUUCUACUGAAGAAGUUCUCUGUGGAGUACGUAGCCUUAGCCCCAUAGUUUUGUUUUAUUGUUGUUGAAGGUAUGCAUGCUAGAUGCAUGCAUUCAUGCCUGUACAUUUGAUGUGUAUGAACUGAAUAAUACAAAUGAAAAUUUCUGCAAUGCUUUCCAAUACUUUUGAUAAUGUUGUUAGGUUACUAAAAAAGUCAAAUAAGAACAGAGCAAUGUCGUUGGUAUAUAUAGAUAACAGAUUGUCUCCUUUGAUAGAACAAAAUUGGUGUUUUUUUUAACGGUUGAUUUGAGUUUGCAAAUUAAGUCGGUGUUUUGAUUUGCCAAACUGCAGUUCAUGAAAUGCAAAAAAGUGUUAGAUUAAA
Molecule: messenger RNA, 1326 nt
Organism: Durio zibethinus
Lineage: Eukaryota; Viridiplantae; Streptophyta; Magnoliopsida; Malvales; Malvaceae
Source: RefSeq, a predicted model, not a curated record